CGCCAUAGUGUGCAGUUGGCUCGAGGGAACGCGUGGUGAAGGUGAAGUAGUUAAGACUGUCGAGAGAGGAGUAGGAGGUCUUUCGCUUACGGCAUCACGAGAUACGAAGCUUCGAUGGCCGGAACAGAGACUCCGAACGUGAAAUCGGAGACAGGGAACGCUCCCGUCGAAAACAACAGCGAGAAUAUGCGUGAGCGAAACCAAGCCGGUGGCGGCGGCGGCGGCGGAGGCGGCGGCGGAGGCAGCGGCGGAGGCGGCGGCAGCGGUGGCGGCGGUAACCGCGGAGGCCGUGGCCGAAAAGGCGGUACUCGUUUUUCGGGUGGCCGUGGAGGUAUCGGCGGCGGUGGCAGGAACAAUGAAGCGAUGAAAAUAAACGAUUCCAUGGAUGGAGGCAUGGAUAAUCCUAUAUCUGAAGGCAUGGGUGGCAAUAUGGGUGGCGGUAUGGGUGGCGGUAUGGGUGGCGGUAUGGGUGGCGGAAUGGGUGGUGGUAUGGGUGGCGGAAUGGGUGGUGGAAUGGGUGGUGGAAUGGGUGGUGGAAUGGGUGGUGGGAUGGGUGGCAUUAUGGGUAUGGGUCGUGGCGGUAUGAUGCGAGGAAGUGGAAGAGGAGGUCGCGGUGGUGGUGACAGAAACAUGGCCAGUAGAUCCCAAGAUGAUCGAUUGAUGGAACGCGUUAUGGCUAUCAGUGGACCCACUCAUGAACUUCCACCACAAGACAUUACGGAAAAGAAGUUUAGUGGUCGAAAUCGUUUGUACAUUGGAAAUUUGACAAACGAUGUAACCGAGGAAGAAAUACAAACCUUGUUCCAAAAAUAUGGAGAAAUAUCCGAGCUGUUUGUGAAUAAAGAAAAAAGUUUUGCUUUUCUCAGAUUGGAUUAUAAAGCAAAUGCUGAUACAGCUAAGCGCGAACUAGAUGGUUCAAUGCGCAAAGGUCGUGCACUGAAGGUACGCUUUGCUCCUCAUUCAUCGACGAUCAAGAUAAAGAAUUUAACGUCUUGGACAUCCAAUGAACUCCUUGAAAGAGCUUUCAGUGUCUUUGGCGAAAUCGAGCGUGCGAUAGUUAAAGUUGAUGACAGGGGUAAAAGUACUGGCGAAGGAAUUGUUGAGUUUUGCCGGAAACCGUCUGCUCAGUUAGCUCUGAGAAAGUGCACAGAGGGUUGUUAUUUCGUUACUGCUUUCCAUUUCAGUUCCCUUCGACCAGUAGUUGUCGAGCCAUUUGAACAACAAGAUGAUGUAGAUGGCUAUCCUGACAAGAGCUUACCGCGCAAAAAUCCAGAGUUCUUCAAAGCGCGUGAAAUUGGACCACGUUUUGCACAAUUAGGUAGUUUUGAACAUGAAUACGGUACGAGAUGGAAGCAAUUGCAUGAAUUGUACAAGCAGAAGGAAGAAGCACUCAAACGAGAAAUGGCGAUGGAGGAAGAAAAAUUGGAAGCCCAAAUGGAAUUCGCUCGAUAUGAACAUGAGACGGAGCUUUUGAGAGAACAACUGCGCAUGCGCGAGGCGGAUCGCGAAAGGCAGAAGAGAGAAUGGGAAAUGAAAGAGCGACAAGCAGAAGAGCAGAGGACUCGUGAAGAGGAAUUAAGACGGCGUCAACAAGAAGAAAUGGCGAUACGUAUCAGAAGACAGGAGGAGGAAUUGCACAGACGUCAACAGGAAAACAAUUUGUUUAUGCAGGUCCGUUGA
This is a messenger RNA of Cyphomyrmex costatus, 1680 nucleotides long. RefSeq names its product protein no-on-transient A. The transcript has 6 exons. Lineage: Eukaryota; Metazoa; Arthropoda; Insecta; Hymenoptera; Formicidae. The coding region runs from base 115 to 1680 and encodes 521 amino acids. Gene Ontology annotation, molecular function: RNA binding. The record is from RefSeq and is a predicted model, not a curated record.